This is a messenger RNA of Hippocampus zosterae (dwarf seahorse), 3200 nucleotides long. It is a transcript of the gene tnfrsf21, whose product is annotated as tumor necrosis factor receptor superfamily, member 21. Gene Ontology annotation, biological process: oligodendrocyte apoptotic process; negative regulation of myelination; humoral immune response. Lineage: Eukaryota; Metazoa; Chordata; Actinopteri; Syngnathiformes; Syngnathidae. The transcript has 6 exons. Gene Ontology annotation, molecular function: protein binding. The record is from RefSeq and is a predicted model, not a curated record. The coding region runs from base 386 to 2362 and encodes 658 amino acids.
GCACGUGCGUCCUUAACCACGCCCCGCCGGUGACGUCACGGCUCCCGAGUCUCCGCGGUGCUCUGCGGCGAGAGGACCGCGCCGCACUUGCUCACUCAACGAGCGCGCGACGGGGCGAGGCGGCGAUGACCGUGUGGCCCUCAUCCGUCGUCACCGCGAUGGGACCGAGCACCGCGUUCUUCGUGAGACGAGCCCUCACCCCCGACUCCCUUCAGCCGCUCCAUCUGGGGACCCGGACUAGAAAACACCGCAGUUGAGCGGCUCUACUCCUCCACUUGAGGAGAAGGAUGACGAGCGGAGACACCCAGAGAUGAGAAGUGUUGAUCUUGUCAGCUUAGGCACGGACGUUUGCGUGAGCCUCAUCUGAGUCCCGCACAUCGACACCAUGUCCGCCAUGUACAUUUCUGCAGUGGUCCUGUGGACGUUGGCGGUGGAAAUCUCGGCGCGGGUUUUGAACGCCACUCACCCGGCCGAGCCGCCCUUCCUCUCCCCCCGCCAUUAUCAAUACAAAGACCCCCAUUCCGGCACCCGGUUGGUCUGCGACAAGUGCCCGGCCGGCACCUACGUGUCGGCCCACUGUACCUUAACCGCCGUUCGGGAGUGCAGCCCCUGCCCCGAAGGUACUUUCACGCGAGGCGAAAACGGCGUGGCGCAAUGCCAUCGCUGCCGAGCGCCGUGUCCCGCCGGCCUGCUGGAGAAAGUCGCCUGCGCCAGCUCCCGGGACCGCGUCUGCGCCUGCCCUCCCGACAGCUUCCUGUCGGCGGAAGGCGGCGCCGAGUGUCGGCCCCAUUCUCUGUGCCCCCCCGGGACCAGGGUGAAAAAGCGGGGUGGCGAAACGGAAGAUGUGAUUUGCAAGCCGUGCACCAAAGGAACUUUCUCCGACGCCGAGUCCAACGCGCUCAAGUGCCGAGCCCACGCCGACUGCCGAGCUCGGGGGUUGACGCUGCUCGCGGCGGGGACCAGGGAGACCGAUAAUCUGUGCGGAGCGCCGCCGACGGGCCCCUCGCGAAGACGCGACUCGGCGACGUCGGAAUCUUCCUCAUCGCCGUUAGAUCGUCAAGGCAUCGACGUACGUUCGGGUGCGAUUCGACUGAGAGAAACUCAAGACGGGAAACUCGGGCCUGAAAUUCGCAGCGGUGCGCCAAGCGCCAACGCGGCCGUCCGUGAGCGCGCUCGGGCCUCGGCGCCCCCGCUCACCCGACAGCUGCCACGCCGCCAGCAAUCGUUUGAUGAACCCAAUUCUUACCCUCCGCGUGUCCCUAAUAAGCGGACGACGGAGGCACUCGAGGGGUCGGAGGUCAACGUCGGGACGGGAAUGGGGAAGAUCCCCGCGCAGCCGAACCGAGACCGAGUUCCCGAUCCCAACCGCGGCACCCGAAGAGGAUCCCCGCGGCCCAGCGCCGCCGAUCACUUCGAUAUCAACGAGCACCUCCCCUGGAUGAUCGUCCUGCUGCUGCUGCUCGCGCUGGUGGUGAUCGUGAUGUGCAGCGUGAAACGCAGUUCCCGCGUACUGAAGAAAGGCCCCGCGCGGGACCCGAGCAGUAUCGUGGAAAGGGCCAUUCAGAAGAAAGCGCCGCCGCCCCCCCCUGCCCACGUCAAAGAGAAGUGGAUCUAUUACUCCAACGGACAAGGAGUGGACAUUCUCAAAGCGGUUGCGGCUCAGGUGGGCCCCCAAUGGGUUGAGCUUUAUCAGUCGCUGGCCAACGCCACCGAGCGGGAAGUGGCGGCCUUCUGCAGCGGCUACUCGUCGGAUCGCGAGCGGGCGUACGCCGCGCUGCAGCACUGGACCAUUCGGGACCGCGACGCCAAUCUGGCCAAGCUGAUCAACGCCUUGCACCGUCGGCGCCGCAUCGACGUGGUGGAGAACAUCAGACUGGUCAUGGAGGACGACCCGCAGUUUGACAUCAACCAGCUGAUGACGUCGGUGAAUGUAAGCCAAAGCCUCAGUCCCAUUUACAAGCCUCCGGAGUCUCCCGGCAGCAACGGCGGCGGCAGCGCUGCGGGUGCCGAGCGGUCACCGGUGGACCGGACCAAGAGCUUCUUCCACGAUGAGUCGGAACCGCUGCUCCGUUGCGACUCCACCUCCAGCAAAGACUCGGCUCUGAGUAGAAACGGCUCGUUCAUCACGAAAGAGAAGAAGGACACGGUGCUGCGGCAAGUCCGCCUGGACCCGUGUGACCUGCAGCCCAUCUUUGACGACAUGCUGCACAUCCUGAACCCCGAGGAGCUGCGCGUCAUCGAGGAGAUCCCCGCCGCCGAGGACAAGUUGGACCGGAUUUUUGAGAUCGCCGGAGUCAAAAGUCAGGAGGCCAGCCAGACGCUGUUGGACUCGGUCUACGGCCACCUCCCCGACCUUUUGUAGGAAAAGAAGACGCCCGGGGAGGAGACGAGAAGACGAGACGUGUCGCCCGAGAAAAUCCGGUACCGUUCAAAAUGGUUGACUUUAUGCACUCGGUCGUUUUCACUUUUCCUCUUGCUCCUAUUCUCUAUUGCGUCUUUUCUCUCAUUCCUUCAUUCACCCUGACACGGGAGGGCGGGGGGGGGGGGGGGGGGCGCUCAAAGUCCCUCCUUGGUGUCUCCCAAGCAAAUGCAUUUGAUAAGGUCUGAGUUUUAUCACGAAAUGAAACUUGAAAAGUUUUGUUUCAAAUGUAUGCUUCGGUGAUUGAUUCCAUAUCGGUUUUGUCAUUUGGGGCGCCAUGUUUUUCACUGUAACGGGGGCAAUUUAAAAUGUGCACACGUCGUGGAUCAGACCGGAUUCCCUGGCUACUGGUCUGACGACAAAAUGCCAUAAACUGGAAAAAAAAAAACGACAUUUGCUUGAACUUUAAACAAGUCAGUACACCGAUAUUGUUCUUUUUUUUUUUUUUUUUUUUUUUUUUUUUUUAGAGACUCUUCAAUCAUGAAACAAAUAUUACAUCCAUUAAUCGACAUAUUAUCCAAGAUGUGGCUUUAGGCCUCAGCAUAUGUGCCUGAACUUGCGCUGAUCUCCAUCUUCAUUGUUUUUUUUUUUUCCCCCCACCCACUGUGUGUGUCCCCCCCCUUGCUCGGCAUGACGCAAUUACAUGCUGCAAUACAAGAUAUGCAUACGCCACAGUCUACUUGAAAUAUGUCUACGUAGGACUUUUGAUUCCAAAGAAAGACAGAACGGACUCUGGUUUUUGUUCCAUGUACUCUAAAAUGAACUGAAAAGUAAACGGUGG